CCUACCUGAAAUACCCCUUUUGAAACCCCGCUGAUCAAAAAAAAGAAAUAAGCUCUCCCCUCUUCGCCUCCCUUAACCGCCUCUGGUGCGUGUUCUGUGAUUCCGACGUCGUCGAGGCCAGCGGCUCUUUCGCGUGUCACCAUCCGACUCCUCCCUCCGUCACCGUCUUCGCUUCCUCUGACUUCUCCUCAAACUCCUCCCUUCGACUCGUCCUCCGACUCCAAAUAUGUCUUCAUCGUCUUGUAAUGGGGCGAAAAGUAGUUCGAGGAAAAGGGAAAGCGAAGCUGUUAGAUUCCAUAAGUGAUGAAGAAGAUACAGAAGAACAAACAAGUGAUGAGGAAGUAUCUAAAGGAAUUAUAGAAGCUGACACAAUCUCAAAUCCGCCAAAGAAGUUAAAGACAAAAAAAUUGGCGGGAAGAAAACCAAUUGAAGUUACUUCAUCUUCUGUCCCAAAGGCUUCACAUGAAAGACAUGCUCAAUCUCAAUAUGACCUUCGGGUUAGAUCGCCAAAAAAUCAAGGAAUCAACAUAGAACAAGCUGCUCCUCGGUCACAACCUCUUAGAAAGAGACCAAGAAUUGUGGUUGAGACUCAAGAGACACAAGCGACUGAAGAGUCACAACACAUCGCUUUUAAUAGAUGUAACAUGCAAGCGAUGAUUAGAUUAAUGAAAGGGUUUCCUAUCACUCCUGCGCUCAAAGAUUCGCUGAAAAAAAACACCUUUUUGGCAUUUGAUCAAUGCAUUUAUUGAGGAGAAGGUGAAGAGUGAACAUUGUAGAAAGUUCGAUGAGGUGGUUGUUAAAAUUGUAGAGUCGUAUGAUGCAAAUACAAGAACAUUUACAUUGGGAAACAAACAUGUCAAGCUCAAAAGGGAAGAUGUGAAGUUGAUUUUUGGGAUUUCAUGUGGAAAUGGGGAGAUAAACCAAGGUUAUUGUAAGAAAGAAGAUGUGCAGUUAGCGGUCAAGUGGAAAAUAAAGCAGAAAAGGUUGGAUACCUCAAUAAUCAAGAAGCUUUUAAAAGAAAAGCAAAACAGCAAGUUGGAAGAAGAUAUGGAUGAUGUCGCGAGAUUGUUGUGUUUGUUCCUUUGUGGGACGUUGUUCUUCUCUACAAGCGGAACCACAAUCAAUUGGGUUUAUGUUCGCUAUAUGGAAGACUUGAAUACGAUUAAACAAUUUGAUUGGGCAGAAGCUAUCUGUAAGUACUUGUUGAAAUCUACUCACGUGGAGCAUAAAGAUCCCAAAGAAGUCAAAGGUUCUUCAAUUCUAUUACUGUAUUGGCUUUGUGAGCAUAGCAACAUCCUGAAUCAAGAGAGCCCAGAUUCUAUUCCAAGGUUGCUCAAGUGGAACAUUGCAAAGCUGCGGAAAAAGCUCAAAGACGUGAGACAGUUGCAGCAACUCCCGGAUGAGAAGGUAAAAGAUGGGACACUUGAACAAACCACUGAAGAAAAAGUUGAUUAUGAAUUUGAGCAACAUGAGGUUCAGCAAGAUCAGGUUCAGCUAGUUGCUGGGGAGAAAGAUGAUGUCAACCAACAUGAGGUGAAGAAUGAUGAAUUUGUUGAAGCUCAAUUUGAAGUUCAGCAAGAUGAGGGGGAGAAAGUUGAAGUUGCUGAAGAUGAGAACGUGCCUGAUAGUUGUGGGUUGGAUGAUUUCGAUACUCCCACUGAUAUGUUUCAGUCUCCAUUGUGCUCGGGCGAAAUAGAUGAAUCACAGGCUGUUAGUUUCAGACGUGAUGAAGUGACCUCUCCCAAAUAUAAUUCGGAUUCAACUCUUGAACCUAAUAUAUUGAGUAGAAAAUCACUAUUGCAAGAAGAAGAUGAAUGCUUGAAUAAACUUGUGGAUAACAUAUUAGAUGAUUCAAAGAAGUAUGCAGCUGCAAUGGUUGAUGAAUUGAUAGAAGAAAGACACUCAAUUAGUGACAAUCUCACUGACAAGAUUGAAUAUUUGGAGAAGCAGAUGGAGAUUGAGAAACAAUCAAACAAGGAUGCACUUGCCAUGAUUGACGAAUUGAGGAAGGAAAAAGACUCAAUUACGAAUGACAUGUCCACGAAGAUUGAAUGUUUGGAGAAUGAAAAAAAGCAGAUGGAGAUUGAGAAAGAAUCGAUUUGCGAGCCUCUCAAUGACGAGAUUGCAAAAUUGAAGAAACUGGUGGAAAGUCAAGAUAAACAGAUUAUAAUGUUGAAAGAUGUUAUGAGCAAAGGCCCACUCACAUCGAUGCAUGAACUCAAGAACCAAAAACAAUCGUUGGAGAAGGAUCUGAUUGAGAAGGUUGAAAGUCUGGAGAAGGAAAAGAAGCAAUUGGAGCUUCAAAAAUUGAAAAUGCAAGAAGACAAUUACAUUGUGCUACAAUCUAAAGAUCAGCAAAUUACAGAAUUGGCAAGAGCAUUGGCAAGAAAAAUUGAAGAAACAGGAGAGGAAAUGAAGAAUCAAAUCCAAAGUCUUGACAAACAAAAUAAGAAGCUGUGUUUGGCAAAGGACAGAUACAUACAGACACUUUUGAACAAAGCCAGUGUCCUCGAGAAGCAAAAGGCUAAACAACAAGACGUCAAUAACGUAUUACAAAUGCAAAUUGACGAGUUCAAAAUUCAUGAGGUUACACAACGCUAUGCUGAUGAGACCGAGGGCGCAGUGCAUCAAGUAACACAAAAUGCAACUCUUGAGAAGAUCCGAAGACUUGAACGUGAAAAGGAGGAGCUUGAAUUGGAACUCUUAGAUAUUAGAGUGCAUGAAGAGAGACAGAAACGCAAGGCAGAAAAAUCUUUGAGCUCUCCAAAUUCCAACAUAAUAGCACUCAAGGCAAGAGAAAGAAAGAAGAACACAGAUGCGGACUUUGUCUAUGAAGAAGUAAAGAAGAAGACAAAGAUUGGAAAAGAACUUUUCAUAGAUGUAGAUAACUUCGUCGAGUCUCAAGAGGACGAAAGAGAAAAAAAGAAACUGAGAAAGUUGAAGGCAAAUGCUGAGGUACCAAAGCUUUUAAGUCGUGAAAGUUGGAUGGCGAUUGAAACACUUUGGAAUACAGCAGGCAUCAGUACUGUAGUAUGGUCUUCGAAAGAUGAACUAAUGCAUGUCACUGCUCAUGACAUACAGACAUUGUUGUUUGAAUCAGCAUUAUCAACCCGGUCUGUUGAUGCUUACAUGAAUAUCCUUAUGCAACAACACGUAGACCAACAACCGACGUUCAUAUUGGAAACGCAACCAGCCAAGUCUUUUGUGUUUCCCAGCUUUUUUGUGUCAAUCCUCAAUGACAAACAACCAAUCAAAGUGAAGAAGAUUCUCGAUACGACGAUGCCAAAGGCCGUAUAUGCAACUUUCCUGCUUUUCCCCAUAAUUCAUCAAUUCCAUUGGACAUUGCUAGUGCUUCAUAAAGAUGAGGGAAAGUGGAUAUUCUAUAAUUCUUUGUUUAAAGGGCAUCGAAAAGAUUUUUACUGUGAGACAACAAAUAAUUUGAGAAAACUUAUUGCAUACUAUAUUAAUAGUUAUUCCAAAUCAAGUGUUGGUAAAGGUAUUGGUGACACAGUCCACAUUGAGCAGUUUUCUCCUCAACAACCGGAUGGAUUUGUUGAGUGUGGGGUCGUCGUUAUCUUCUUGAUGAAGCAAUAUCUGAUGAACCAAGAACGGAGCAAAGCAAUAAGUAUUGAGGAAUGUAGGAAAACAAGAGCCGAGAUGAUAACUGCUUUUUUGAGUGACCAAAGCAAGUCGAGCACUUCAAAGGUUCCACAACCAGUACAAAACCUCAAGCAAAUUGCAGAAUCUUCAAAGGCUCUGAAACCACAGUUCAAGCAUUAUCAACUUAGGGUGAAACAAGGCCCUAAAAUCAAAUAGCAAUGUCAAUUGUCUCUUAUACUCGUUUUUGGAAGGAUUUACUCUCUAUGAAAAGAAGUUUUUGGUGGAUCUUUGCUGGACAGUCCACUGAGUCAUUAAUUGUGUUGUUGGCGGUGAAAUUUCCUUGUUUCCAUGACAUCAUGUUCAAUAAUGGCUUCCUGCUGCAAGGUUGUGUUUAUUCCCUAUUACAUUGUGAAUGCUGCUGAAUUGCUAAUUCCUGCAAGUGAACUCUCACAGCAGAUCAGAUAUCAGAGCACAUUGAAGGCGCAACUAUCUACUUAGAUGCGGGAUGUACUGAGAGUUUCCAGUGUCUCGGAGCAUUCCCUUUGUUACUGGAGCUUGGAGUACAUGUUGUUUGCAGCUUGGAAGACAUGUCUCCUCUUGAUAUGUGUUGAUUGUGGGGUCGUCGUUAUCUUCUUGAUGAAGCAUUAUUCGAUGAACCAAGAACGGAGUAAGGUAAUAAGUAUUGAGGAGUGUAGGAAAACAAGAGCCGAGAUGAUACUUGCUUUUUUGAGUGAUCAAAGCAAGUCAAGCACUUCUAAGUUGAAACAAGCAUAUCCUUUUGCUCUUUAUGCUUGUUAAUGCCUGUCUGAAGGUUGAAUUUACAGAAAACAAGUUGUGCAGUUUGUAUUUCUCUUUCAAGAAACUGAAGGUGUUUGUUGAAGAUCAAAAUUCUGUCUACUAUGUUGGAAGGAUUUUGUUAAGUUGCUGGUUGAUCUGUUAAAACUAAUGGAAUUGACAGAACACAUCUUGUUUUGUGGAAGUGACAGCUCUAACUGUUUUGUAAUUUUGUAUUGUAACCAGUUUGACAUCAUGGAUUUACUUUUCUUGUUG
This is a messenger RNA of Rhododendron vialii, 4650 nucleotides long. RefSeq lists its product as uncharacterized. Lineage: Eukaryota; Viridiplantae; Streptophyta; Magnoliopsida; Ericales; Ericaceae. Gene Ontology annotation, biological process: proteolysis. The record is from RefSeq and is a predicted model, not a curated record. The coding region runs from base 1048 to 3816 and encodes 922 amino acids. The transcript has 13 exons. Gene Ontology annotation, molecular function: cysteine-type peptidase activity.